UGUUUUGUUUCCAUAGCUACCGGUAUAUAAACAUAUCUAAAUAUAUUGAGCGGUCUUAGCCGUCCAUAUAGACAUCAAAAACGAAAAAAAAUUGUAAACAUUUUUAAGUAAACGGAUAGGCCUUUUUGAUCGAUGUUUCCUACACCGGAUAAGCGAAGACAGCUACGACACACUGCUCUUUGUCGGGAUGUACAAAGUAUCAAACAGCAUGAGAGUUAUCAUAAAGAUCUACAACAAAUCCAGCGGAAUAGUGAACUUAAUUUACAAAAGCGGCAACAAACUGCCAUACGACGCGAAAAAGAUCUGGAGGCUCAUCGGCAAGAUACAGCAGAAAAGGAGGCAAACCGCCAAAAACAAAUUGAGGAAGAACAAAAGCUCGCCAUCGAACUAUAUGAAACUAAUCGACGAAAAAUCAACGAAGAAAAACUUCGUCAACAACUACGCGACUCCAAUCAAGAGCUAAGGGAAUUAGAAUCCAAGCUACGAGCUGCUUACGUAGCAAAAGGAAUUGCUGCACAAAAGGCAGAAUUGGAAGCCAAAAGACUAGAGGAACAGUUAGUCGCUCGGAAAGAGCAAGAAGAAUUGGAACGACUUCGACUUGAAAAUGUGGACUAUGUUCGGCAAUGUCAAGAGGAUGAAUGGAAACGCAAACAGGAACUGCGACAGGUUCUGUUAAACCAGAUGCAUGCUUUGCACCGGCAAAAACAAAUUAUGUACGAAGAAUUUCUGCAAGAUAAGAUUUAUUUCGAUGAAAUAUGUAAACGCAUUCAAGAAGAACAAUUUGAAGAAAUUCAACGGAAAUUUGAAAUGCAGAAACGUACUCGCAAAGAAAUGGAAUAUUUCCAAGAAGCUAAAGCAAUCUGGCAGGAACGACAAAAGAUUGCAAUGGCAGAAGAAAAUGAUCGCAUUCGUGUCUACUUAGAAAAACAAGAAGCAGAGCAGCAAGAAAUGAACAGGCGUAAAUUGCUAAGUAUUCAAUCUAGAGAACGUUUGAACGAGAAAAUGGUUUCUGAACUACAAGCAGAGUUUGAUGAGGCCCGCAAGCGCGAGGGUUUACUACUAGAUAUGUAUGCUGCUGAAAUGGAAGAACGUCAAGAGAACAGAAUCCAGCAAGAUCUUGAGCAACAAUUACGUCGACGAAUUGAGGCAAGACUGGGUUUGGAACGUCAGAUAGUAGACAUUCAGUCUCGUCGAGAACGUGAAGCCGAUGAAGAUCGAAAGUUUAAGGAAGACCAGUUACGGCAAUGGGCCGAACGAGAUCGAAUAGAUCAGAUGACAGCAGCGAAAAGACGAUUGAAAAUAUCAGAGCAUCGUCGAGCAAUAGAGGGAUUGCUUGAAGACCGCCGACGUCGUCGAACAGACGAGGUAAAGCAGAUGCUGGAACAACAAAUCAUGUUCGAAGAGGAAGUGAAUCGCCGGCAAAAUAUCAUCGAAGAAGAGCGUAUAAAAUUGCUAAAGGAGCAUGUGACUAAUCUUCUAGGAUUUUUACCUCCGGGUGUACUUCGAGAAAGUGACAGAGAGCAUAUUCCGUUACCCAAAUCGACAAAGUAGCAAAAGAGGAACGAUUUUUUUUGUAAUAUGUAACGUGCGAAAUAUAAUAAAUGCAAUCAACAUAUUGUUACUGUCCUGAAA
This is a messenger RNA of Malaya genurostris, 1632 nucleotides long. Its product is annotated as meiosis-specific nuclear structural protein 1-like. Bases 133 to 1551 code for a protein of 472 amino acids. Gene Ontology annotation, biological process: cilium organization. The transcript has 4 exons. The record is from RefSeq and is a predicted model, not a curated record. Gene Ontology annotation, cellular component: motile cilium. Lineage: Eukaryota; Metazoa; Arthropoda; Insecta; Diptera; Culicidae.